Messenger RNA from Hyla sarda, 1146 nucleotides. RefSeq names its product peptidyl-glycine alpha-amidating monooxygenase B-like. NCBI's taxonomy places the organism in Eukaryota, Metazoa, Chordata, Amphibia, Anura, Hylidae. The record is from RefSeq and is a predicted model, not a curated record. Gene Ontology annotation, molecular function: protein binding.
CGUGACAGACACACAGCCUUAUGAAAUAAUCCAGGACAUUUGAGGCUUAUACACAAAGGACCGACUUACUGCAGGCGUUUUAUGCAUUUUUUUAUUCAUAUAUAUAUAUUUUUUUAGAAUUUUUAUAAAAAGUGCCUGCAAUAUUGCAGCUUGCUAGUAACCAGGGUGACAGAGUCCUGCCUCACAUCUUACAUUACAGGACAGAAAAUAGCUGCUUUGGAUAAGAGAUCGAGUUGUCAUUCGCAGUUUUCAUUUAUUUAUUUAAAUUUUUUUUUUUUGGGGGGGGGGGCUUGGGUGCAAACUAGGAACAGAUCCCAAAGGGGUGGACUCAUAAGGACAACCCCUCUCUAAAUGCCCUACUUAUACAUAUGGACAUCCCCCAAGGAGAUUGUCGUGUCUCUUGAUCCUUUUUAAAGAGGUAUUCCAGCCUUAAAGGGGUACUCCGCUGAAAAACAUUUUUUUUUUUAAAUCAACUGGUGCCAGAAAGUUAAACAGAUCAGUAAAUUACUUCUAUUUUAAAAUGUUAAUCCUUCCAGUACUUAUCAGCUGCUCUAUGCUCCACAGGAAGUUAUUUUCUUUAUGUCUGACUGCAGUGCUCUCUGCUGACACCUCUGUCCAUUUUAGGAACUGUCCCGGGUAUGAGCAAAACCCCAUAGUUUUACAACAGCUGGAGGCACCCUGGUUGGGAAACCCUACUAUGUGUUAUCUCCUAUGGACAGGAUUGCACCCGGCUAUGUUCAGCAGUCCCACAGCAAGUGAAUGGAGCGUUGGCUGAGCAUGCACACUGCUGUUCUGUUCACCAGGGAGACCAGAGACCCUCCAUUCUGAUGAUCGGUGUGGAUCCCAACAGUGGGAUACUUAUUAUUAACUUUCAUAUAGAUAGGACGUAAAUUAUAGUCCUGGAUAACCCAUUUUAACAUUUAUCAAGGUAUGGGGGCCCCCACCAAUUGCUACAAUGAGGACUGAGAAAGGGUUCUAUACAACUUCCCCCAAAGCAAAUACCGUAGGACUAAGCUUCCCUAAUCUAUCCUUUGGUGGAGGUCCCAAAAGUCAGCCCCACCAGUCUAUUCUCAGACUUUUAAAGAGGUACUCCGGCCCCAAGACAUCUUAUCCCCUAUCCAAAGGAAACGCUGGAGGCGCUCAGUC